Molecule: messenger RNA, 939 nt
Organism: Glarea lozoyensis ATCC 20868
Lineage: Eukaryota; Fungi; Ascomycota; Leotiomycetes; Helotiales; Helotiaceae
Product: NAD(P)-binding Rossmann-fold containing protein
Exons: 1
Coding region: 1-939 (312 amino acids)
Source: RefSeq, a predicted model, not a curated record
AUGGCUGGUUCAACCCCCUUUGUCGCUGUGGCCGGUGCAACAGGCCAUCUGGGCUCUCUUAUCGUUCUCAACCUUUGUAAGAAGGAUGUAGCAGUGAAAGCACUCAUUCGUCCAGGGACUUCAGGCUCACGUACCCAACACCUUCGAGAAGCUGGCUGUCAGAUCACCGAAGUGGACAUGACCGAUGUCCCAACAUUGACAGAAGCCCUCACUGGCGCAACCACCGUGGUAUCUGCACUCCAAGGCUUGAAGGGCGUCAUCAUAGACGCACAAGGAGCUCUCCUCGAGGCCGCUAUGGCUGCAAAAGUACGACGAUUCAUUCCUUCGGAUUUCUCUUUGGACUUCACCAAGACAACUCCCGGUACCAAUCGAAACCUGGAUCUCCGGCGCGAAUUUCACGCAAAGCUUGAUGCAUCUGGUAUCGAAUGGACGAGUGUGCUGAAUGGUUGUUUUAUGGAAGUAGUUACAACACGUCAGAUGCCUUUGAUCAACGACGCCUUUCAUUUAAUCACGCACUUCGGCAGUGUAGAUCAGAAAAUGGAUGUCACCACGGUACCGGAUGUAGCUGCUUAUACUGCUGCUGUUGCGGCAGACCCACACCCGAAGCCCAAGUUCCUACGUAUCGCAGGUGAUGUUUUCACUGCAAAGGAAAUGGCCGUUGUUAUGACGAAAUUGCGAGGGAAACAGUUUACCACGCAAUGGGUUGGCAGUGCGGGAUUUCUCUCGAUAUUGAUUGGUGUCUUGAAAUUGUUUAUAGGAGGUGUAGAGGACAAGUUGUUUCCCCCUUGGCAAGGAAUGCAGUAUAUGCUUAAUAUGAUAAGCGGGGAAGGAAAAUUGAACCCUCUGGAUAACGAUAGAUAUCCCGAACUAAAGUGGACGUCGGUGGAGCAAGCUAUAAGGGAAGCAGAUGCGGCUAAGGCGAAGGAGAAGUCGACGUAG